AUGAGGAGGCCGGAAGAUCAAUCGGCGGCGACAUCAGUGCUGAUGGAGCGGCACGUGACUCGGAUGCCAGGGUACGUCUUGAACAGGUCGACGAAGUACUGCACCACCUUGUCGCACACGUUGCUCUUGUGCAGCCACAGUUCUACGCGCAGCGACUCCGGGUACACAUUGCCAGGCUUAUGUGCAAUGCGCACAACAUCGGCGACGCACUCAGGGCCAGCGACAGUUUGCAGGUGUUCCCCCAACACCGCUGCAAGUACCAGCACCACGGCCUGCUCACUCUGCACCUUCGUCCGCGUAAACACGGAGACACGAUCGCCGUCAGGAAAGUUCUCAAAGUAG
Trypanosoma conorhini is the source of this 342-nucleotide messenger RNA. RefSeq lists its product as uncharacterized. Bases 1 to 342 code for a protein of 113 amino acids. Lineage: Eukaryota; Euglenozoa; Kinetoplastea; Trypanosomatida; Trypanosomatidae. The record is from RefSeq and is a predicted model, not a curated record. The transcript has a single exon.